Molecule: messenger RNA, 1141 nt
Organism: Aegilops tauschii subsp. strangulata
Lineage: Eukaryota; Viridiplantae; Streptophyta; Magnoliopsida; Poales; Poaceae
Product: protein YABBY 6
Biological process (GO): multicellular organism development; abaxial cell fate specification; cell fate commitment
Cellular component (GO): nucleus
Source: RefSeq, a predicted model, not a curated record
CUACUCUCUCUCUCUCUCUCUCUCUCUCUCUCUCUCUCUUCUCCUACUCUCUCUCUGAGCCAUAGCAUCAAUAAAACCUGGAAAGAGGAAAGCUAGACAGCUCAAUUUCUCCUUCCUCUCUGCCCAUACAUAUCUCUCUCUCCAUCGAUCUAACCUACACACACAGAGAAAGAGAGAGAAGCAGCAGUAGCACAUGUAACCUAGCUAGCCUGCGGUUCUCCACGGCAACGCUUCUUCUUCUUGGCUGCCGCCUGGUGAACCUCGCCGUAGUCUGAACGGCUAGGGGGGCAGCGAGGCGGCGGCGCCAGGGGAUAAUCAGGAGGAAUGUCGUCGUCGGGCCAGAUCGCGCCGGCAGAACAAGUCUGCUACGUCCACUGCAACUUCUGCAACACCGUACUCGCGGUGAGUGUCCCUGGGAACAGCAUGCUCAACAUUGUGACAGUCCGGUGUGGGCACUGUACAAACCUACUUUCGGUGAGCCUGAGAGGGCAGAUGCACUCACCAGUCCCUCCUGCAGCACAGGUCCAGGAGAGCAGCCUGAGCAAGCCCAAUGGCAGCAACGGCUUCAUUCGCGAUCACAGCGUCUACAAUAGCCUGGAGUUUGGUUCGUCUUCUUCUUCGUCGUCGUCCAAAUUCCGGAUGCCGACGAUGAUGUUCUCGUCGCAAAAUGAUCUGCUGCAGGAACAGACGCUGCACGCACGUCCUCCGGAGAAGAGGCAGCGUGUUCCUUCAGCGUACAACAGAUUCAUCAAGGAAGAGAUACGAAGGAUAAAGGCAAACAACCCCGACAUUAGCCACAGGGAAGCCUUCAGCACUGCCGCAAAGAACUGGGCACAUUACCCAAACAUCCAUUUCGGUCUAAACCCCGAGCGCGACGGUGGCAAGAGGCUCGCCGUCGACGAUGCCGCGCCGGCUGCCAAGAAGAUCCAAGGUUUCUGUUCAUAGACACGACGGUUGGGAGUCCAAACAAGAACAAUUGUAUCUAUAUAUAGUAUUAGUAUAUCGCAUAUGUGUAUACGUACCGCAUGUGAGUAAGUAAAGAUGCAAAGGAAAAGAGAAGAAGUCACUACGUACCUUACCUUAUACAAUUGUACGUACAUAUACGGUGAUCGAGUGAAUAAAUAAUUAGUCUGUCUUUUUA